Nematolebias whitei (Rio pearlfish) is the source of this 2234-nucleotide messenger RNA. It is a transcript of the gene vrtn, whose product is annotated as vertebrae development associated. Gene Ontology annotation, biological process: regulation of transcription by RNA polymerase II. The transcript is spliced from 3 exons. NCBI's taxonomy places the organism in Eukaryota, Metazoa, Chordata, Actinopteri, Cyprinodontiformes, Rivulidae. The coding region runs from base 189 to 2234 and encodes 681 amino acids. Gene Ontology annotation, cellular component: chromatin. The record is from RefSeq and is a predicted model, not a curated record.
AUGGGAGGUGCCGCUUAUCGGUUCCCCCAAAUCUCCUGAGCCAACAGGAGGUCAGGACACACAAGAAGCUGCACGCAAGCAAUGGAUGAGCUCUGACUGGGAUCAGAACUUCAGUGAAACCUUCCGCCCUGAACUGUGGGACUCAUCUUUGGAGACAUGUCAGUCUCUGCACAAACAGGUAAGAAAUUAUGAUCCAGAGAAAGAAAAUUGUGCAGUCUGUCCUGCGACAGCUCCAGGAGGUCGUGGAGAGCUCAGGCCUGGACACUGUGACCAGAACAGCCGCCUACGUUCACCAGGUCCUCGCUCCUUUACAGCUCCCAAAGACCCCCUUUCAAGAUUUUCCCAAGUGGGUAAAUGUGGACAACACAGCUCAAGGUUUAUACCCAGCUGAUGCACCUGGAGGACUCCUGCCUCUGAGGUGUAAUGGAGAAGGCAACUUGUUGUUUGAUGCCAUUAGCAUGCUGCUUGUCGGCAACACUGGACUUAGCUUGGAGCUACAGGUAAGGACUGUGGUGGAAAUGGUGCUGUGGAAGAGAUACUACCUGGCUGGAAUGAUUGAUUCUAAAAUGAUGCUGCAAGCUGUUCGCUUCAGUUUAUGCGCUGAAGAGUCUGAAGAUAUGCUGAACCUGCCAGUAACUGUCUUGGAGGCCAUUUAUGAUGUCGAUGUCAAAGCGUCCUGCUUCCCUGGCUCUUAUGCUAACAUGUGGCACAUUUACGCCCUGUCGUCUGUCCUUCAGUUCAACAUAUACUCCAUCUACCCCAUGUUCAACCUUAAGAUUCGACCAUAUUUCCACCGACUGAUUCGCCCAAGAACCUGGCCCGAAGACUCUGAGCCACACACAAUACACAUAAUGUGGUCUGGAGAGCUGCAGUCCAAGUCAUUGUUUAAGCCAAAAUAUUUUGUUGCCCUUGUUGAGGCGAAUACGCCCAUGUUUGGAAGCCCUGAAAGCAAGCAGAAAGGCUCUCUGCUCAAAAGUAAAGGGAACCAGGAGUUACAAGAUCCUCUUUCAAAUUUGAAAGAUAUGAGCAGCGUCACCAAGAAGACCUUGUUUGACUGGAAGAAGCAGACCCAGGAACACUACAAAAGAUCAACAGCUAGGUAUGAGGCUAAGCAUUUCCUACAGGCCUGCUACUUGGAGGGUAAGCUCAUCCCUUUACACAAGUUUAAGGAGUUUUUCCCUGAGAUCUCAAGGUCGUCAUACUACAACUGGAAGCAAGAGCUGAAAACCAGAGGAAACUUUUCCACUUCAUCUUCCACUGGAGAAAUAAGUCCUGGAGAGAGCACAGAGCAGGAGGCCUGGUCCUCACCCGAAGCAAAUCUGGAUGAGUCAGACCACCAUGACAGUGUGGCCGGCAUGUUCGGCUUUGGAAAGCUGGAUGCGGAGCGGGCUCAGAUUGUAACACACAUGCAAGAUGCUAAGCGCUGGCUGCAGAACUGCCUCGCUGUGAACACUUCCUUCCCCUUCAGGAUGUUCAAGAAAAACUUUCCGGGGAUCUCAAGAUCCACAUACUACAACUGGAGGAGAGAAGCUAUGGUUGUUAUCGGGGGCCACAAAGGCAACGUUGGCAGCAGUGAGGACAGCUCGGAUGCAGACAAAAGCCAGAGCCCAAAAGGUCAGUUGUCGGUGCUGCCCGGCAUUAACCAUCGUGUUGUUCCAAGAGAGAGGACCUGGAGACAAAAACACAGAAGUUUCAUGAUGGCAUACAUAAGCAAAAAACAGCUAAGAGAAGCUGCAAAGUUGCACGUUCAGAAGUCCAACUGGUCCCUGAUAAAGUUCAAGCUCAAGUUCCCGUACAUAUCCUUGUGUUUCUACUGGCUGUGGCGUAGCAGCUGCAAGGCCAAGCAGAAGAUGACCUCUCAGAGUGUGGAGGUCAGUGUUCCUCAGAGCCUGCAGAGCACAGGCGGUGAAAAGAUGGCGGUGAAUCAGCACGAGCUCCUGCAUGUCGAGACCCCCGGUUGUGUGGAAAGUUCCCGUGUGGCCUCUUUUGAUGGCCAGCAUCUGAAUCUCACCUUUCCCAAAAGGCCACCCGUAAACGAGCAGAUGUUCACAGCAGAUGUUAUGGUUCUCGCCAACUUCAAGGCCAAAGCCAAGCUCUUCCUCCAGCAACGCUUCCAGGAGAAGGCUUUCCCCUCAUUUAAAGAGUUCCGGUCCUACUUCCCUUUCACGGCACGCUCCACAUACUACAUGUGGAAGCGAGCUUUGUAUCACGGGGUGUCACUGAUCCAUGGGUAA